Messenger RNA from Emiliania huxleyi CCMP1516, 474 nucleotides. RefSeq names its product Vps20-associated 1-like protein B (gene VTA1B). The record is from RefSeq and is a predicted model, not a curated record. Bases 1 to 474 code for a protein of 157 amino acids. Gene Ontology annotation, cellular component: multivesicular body. The transcript has a single exon. Lineage: Eukaryota; Haptophyta; Isochrysidales; Noelaerhabdaceae. Gene Ontology annotation, biological process: late endosome to vacuole transport via multivesicular body sorting pathway.
AUGGCGUCUCAGCAGCCGCCACCGGCCCUCGAGCCGAUGCGCGUCUACCUCGAUCGCUCGCGCGAGCUGCAGGCUGCCAAGCCGAUCGUCGCGCACUACCUGCGCGUCUUUGCGAUGAACAUCGCGCUGCAGCUACGCUCGCGCCUCCGUCCGGCGGACCUCGUGUACGUCUCCUCGCUGAUGGACUCGCUCGAGCAGGAGCGCACGCAGCUCGAGGCGCAGCGCGCGGCGAAGCACCCGCAGGAGACGAUCCGAGAGUUUGCCAUCGACCUGUCCAACCGCGCACGCUCCGCCGACAAGCCAGAGGUGUCAAUCCCGAACCCGAGCCAGCGCUGGACGAUCGUGGACGCGCCAAAGGUGGCACAGGCAUACCACGCCUCGGCCGUCGUGCUGGACUCGCUCCGCCAGUUUGCGCCGCUCGCUCCAGAUCUCGCGCAGCGGCAGCAGAGCGCGCACAAGCGGUCGCAGCAGUGA